AUGGAAAGCAUCGAAGAAUCAAAGGGCGAGGUCAACUCACCAUUCUUGAUCCCCGGCCUCAAGUUCUUUGCAGACCCCGAGUCAGACACUCGUCCUGGAAAUUUAUUUUCGGAGAAACUCCACUGCGACUAUCAUAGCAAUCCAGAGACUGGAUAUCAUAUCCCUUUUGCGCCUAUCGGGGACCCUGGAAACAGGAGACUGAAAGUCAUUACGAUCGGUGCUGGGCUGGCGGGUGUUAUGCUAGCUUACAAUAUUGAGAAGCAUUGCCCUAAUGUCGAACAUGUGAUAUACGAGAAGAAUCCAACUGUGGGAGGGACCUGGUACCAGAACCGAUACCCCAAUGCCGCAUGCGACUCCCCUACUUGCACAUAUCAGUUCAACUUUGCAGUUGACCCGGAGUGGGAGAAGUUCCUGUCAGGAUCAGAAUAUCUACGCGAUUAUGUGGCCAAGGUCGUCAAGAAGCUCGACCUUGAGAAAUACAUGAUUUUCAACUCGAGAGUAAUCGAAGCCCGAUUCGAUGAUAAAAAAGGCACGUGGGAUGUCAAGAUUGAACAGACAGCGAGUGACGGAAGUCAAAAGACCUUCACCGACGACUGCGACCUUCUCCUAGGUGCAGUAGGUAUCUUGGAUCGCUGGGGGUACCCAAAGAUCCCUGGCCUCGAGUCGUUCAAGGGCCGAGUGGUUCACUCGGCUGAUAGGGCAAAGUGGGAAGAGUACACCCAAGAUAAGUGGGCAAGUGACGAGAUCGUUGUUAUUGGCUCUGGAGCAAGCGCGUACCAGGUUGUACCGGGAAUGCAGCCUCACGCCAAAAAAGUACACAGCUUUCUCCGCACCCCGGCGUGGUUCUUCGCCUCGUCCCCUGAAUUUGGCGGAGACCCCAGACCCCAGGACUAUACAUAUACCGAGGAGGAGAAGGCCCUCUUCAGAAAGGACCAUGGCGCUAUGCUCAAGCACGCAAAAGCCAACGAGAGUGUUUUGAUGAUGUUGCAGCAUAUGAUGGUGAAGUAUGACCCUGCGUAUCAUCAGGCCCGAAAAACUUUGACUGAAAGGACUCGAAAAUGGAUCAAAGAUGACGAGCUAUUUGACAAGAUUAUUCCCUCCUGGAGUCCAGGCUGUCGUCGAAUCACACCCGGUGACCCUUUCAUGGUAGCUAUUCAAGAACCCAAUGUUGAUGUUCAUUUCACGGGUAUCGCGAGAGUUGACCAAAAUGGAGUCUUUGGUGACGAUGGCACAUACACCGCCUGCGACACCAUCGUAUGUGCGACUGGUUUUGAUGUGUCUUAUCGACCUCCUUUCCCCUUGAUCGGGUUGGACAACUACGACCUUCGCAAAGAGUGGCAUACUGUUCCAGAGGGCUACAUGAGUCUGAUGGCGCCCAGGAUACCGAAUUACAUGAUGUAUCUCGGUCCAAACUGUCCAGUAGAGAAUGGAAGCAUCACCGGACUCUUGGAAGCAAUCGUCAGCUACACCGUCAAAGUAAUCAAGAAGAUGCAGCGAGACAACAUCAAGUAUUUCGUCCCUCGCCAGGACGUAACCGAUGAGUUCAACGACCACGCUCAAUCCUGGUUCAAAGGCACCGUAUGGGAAGAGGACUGUAACGCGUGGUAUAAGAACAGAAAAACGGGACGUGUAGAUGCUAUUUGGCCAGGAAGUGCUCUUCACUUCCGAGACGCCAUCCAAGAUCCCCGCUGGGAAGAUAUGGAGAUCAAGUAUCAUGCUCGGAAUCGGUUCCAGUAUCUUGGAUAUGGGUUCGCCCCUAUCGACCUGAGCACGUCUCCUGACGCGGACCGAAGCCCGUAUCUCAAGCUGGAGAAUCUUGAUCCUCGUUUUUACGAAUGA
This is a messenger RNA of Fusarium verticillioides 7600, 1839 nucleotides long. RefSeq lists its product as hypothetical. The record is from RefSeq and is a predicted model, not a curated record. Gene Ontology annotation, molecular function: NADP binding; flavin adenine dinucleotide binding; N,N-dimethylaniline monooxygenase activity. The coding region runs from base 1 to 1839 and encodes 612 amino acids. The transcript is spliced from 14 exons. NCBI's taxonomy places the organism in Eukaryota, Fungi, Ascomycota, Sordariomycetes, Hypocreales, Nectriaceae.